AAGACCGGCUCCUGUUAAGCCAUCGGAAAGCGAGAGCAGAGGUGAAGGGGGUUGAUAAUAGAGUGGUUGGCAGCAGGAGACUCAGAAGGAGACAAACUGUGAUAUGAGGCUGUCAACACAACAGAACAGAGCAGAACAGAGCAGGGAGAAGUCAUGAUAUCCUGAAGGAUUAGACCGAUUCAGGAACCCAGUCCCAAAUGUGCUAAAAUUUUAAUCAGCUGUGGGCCGUGAGCACAGGAGUGGACAUGAAUCGCUGGAAGCGGUCAGUGGGAGAGAUCCAGGCCAGGAGGAGACAGGUGAGCGAGUGUGAGCAGGCCCAGGCCGCCCUCAGCAAGGUCACCGCCUGCUUCCAGCAAAUAGCCACCUGCAUAGGGAGCAACACGGAUGGGAGCAGCCUGAGAGAGGAGCUGGAGGACACCAGGGCACUGGCCUAUAGGAUAUGCACAGGGAUGCACCGGAGGCUGCUGGGCCUGCUGGCGGAGACUGAGCAGGUGCAGGAGGACCGUGAGCAGGUGGAGCGAAUGUGGGUACUCUUUCUCUGCGCCCUUGAGAAUUUCCAGCAGAACCUUCGGAAGGUCAGUGUCCUGCAGGAGAGCUUCCCCCUUGGCCAGCGCAGAGACCGCCGGGCCCUGGUCAACUCCGGGGCUACAGGCGGGGGCUCUGAAGUGGCCGGCCGGGCUGCCACGGUGCAGAUGCCCUGGGUAACAGCAGAGGGUGAGCAGAAGCCAGACCUCAAGAUUCACAUACAGGAGAUCGAUGACCUCCUUCAGGAGAUGCUUCAGAGAGUGAACAUACCAUUGUGGUCAGUGGAGUCCACCCAGGACGCCUGGGCCGAGGUCUGCAAGGAGUUACAGGAGGAAGACACUCUGGACGACCUCAUGGAGGUGGAAGUGGUGUCUCAGGAUGGGAAAGCUUCCGGCUGCUGUAGUCAUUCCAACUGCAGACUGGGCUGCAUAUUCUGUCUGCUCAACUAAAAGCGUUACUGCUGAUGGGGUUUUAAAGAGCAUAGUUGUGAAAGUAAGAAAAUGAGAUUAGAUUGUAAAGUCUGAUGGCAUGUAUUGAUGUUAUUUGGGUUUAGCUGCUUAUCAGAUGUUGGGAACUCAAGAACAAGGCCUAUUUCCUGUUGCUACUAAGAGCCCUUAUUUAUUCAUAAAACAGUUAAAAUACUGCCCUCUAGCUACCACUAAGAACUUUUAUUUUCACAAGACAGCCCAGAAUCAUUCUUGGGUGAUAAAUUUACUUUAAACUCAAUUUACAUCAUUAACAAAUUAAUUGCUCAACAUAUAUAGAUUGUAUUUUCAUUUACAGAAAUAAGAAUCAAAACUAUCUAUUAUCUAUAGAUAGAUAAUCUGCACAUAUCUAUUUUUAUCUAAUAAUCUAUUAUGGCAUGCAGCUUUAACAUAAACACAAUAUCUCUGUAUUGCAGUUUUUCUUCCCCAAGCAGAAAAGUCUUGAAGGAUUAUAUAUUUUUGAAUUCUACCAAAAUUUAAUUAUGAAAUGGUCAUAUUACACUAAGAAUAACUUCAGAGUUUGAGGCGUCGCAAGUGGCCCAGAUUUAAAAGUGAUGUUAAAAGUUGUACAUCUAUCUGCAGCUGCAUGACUUUAAAACACCACUUUUCUGUUAAGACAAAGCCCUGCUUUUUUCUUAAUCUAUCUUUCCCACCAAGAUGAACUUGGGUUUGUAAACCUGUGUUUAUGUACCACAAAUAGUCAAUAUUUAUUCAUGCAUGGCCAUAUCCCAAAAUUGUUUAACAAUAGUACAAGCUUUGCCUUUAGUAUCUUUAUAUAUAAAUGAAUAGUCCUGAUUUUUAUGCAGAUAAAUAUAUCCUUUUAAAUUCUGACACUUUGGCUAAAGUAGCUGAAUAAUAAAUGCUGCCUUCAAGCUCAUUUAUAAUUUUUUAUUUACUACUAACUAUAGCGCUCAAAAGUAUAAAAGGGAUUUCUGUUCAAAUGGUUUUAGUUAGAAACACGAACACCCUGGGAACAGUAUGUAACAUUACUUCAAACUAGAAUAUAUUUAUUAAGCAAGAAUUAAAAGAAGCAUAUACCUUUUCAACCUCAUCACCAUGUGUGGACUACCAUUAAACCACCUAAAAAUGUGACCUGACUUGAAAGCAGCAUUUAAUAUGUGUAUGUCUGUUUUUUUUUUUACUUUUUUAAAAGCUUUACAUAAAUAAAUAGUCCUUUUGCUUGUGUUUUAUUAGAAUGGCACUCAAAUAAACACAGUCCAACUACUGAACAGCAUUUUAUUCAGACAAGUUAAAUUGAACAUACAAAUACUGUACAUUAAACAGACAGGGUUUAAUUUACAUAUUUAUGACCCAAGAAAAAUUGAGGUCACACACAUAAAAGAAGAGAAACAGGCUUGUGCGGUGUCAGAGGUCAGUUCUUAUAGGUUGCGUGCAAAUGGGCUUUGAAGGCUAGAAAAUAAGGGGGGAAAAGAUUCAAUUAUGAGCUUGCAAAUAUAAUAAACACUCAUUAUACAUAUUCACCAAGAAUGAACCACAGACUUACCUUCCUGGUUUUCCCAUAACUCAGCAGCAGCAGAAUUCAUAGGGCUAUCGUUAUUGGGUUCUGCAACAUUAAAAGUUCAUUAUAGGAUUGUAAGGAUUUUACUGACCAACAAAACCAGUUGUCCAAGAUUAAGACAUCUAGAGCAAGUAUGAGAUCUCUCUUACCUCCGAGUAAACUCUGUAUAGACAGUAGAAUGGAUCGAACAUCAUAGAGAGCCGACCACUUAUCUUUCAAAAUGUCUAAGCAGAUGAACCCAUUCUCAUCAACGUUUGGAUGAAAGCAUGCCGUGAUGAAUUUCACGCGUGGGGCGCUGUAGGGGUAUCCACUGGGAAACUCCAGUGAGAGCUUAUACCUCAAGCCUUCAUAAACCUUUAGAUGAAAGAAAUAAAGAAAGAAAAGACUUGGCUAACACCAUUGUCUGCAAAGGUAUGAAAACUAUGAACUGACUGUUGGCAAUUAGGCCACAACAAACCAGUAAAUUAAAUGCAGGAUGGAUGGUUGAUCCUCAGGUUUCCGUCAUCAAGGUUUACAUUAACUUUUACUAGGAAUUUUCUAAAUGCUUAAACUGUAGGUGUUGCUAUUAGGCGUGGAUGUAUAAGGACUUAAUUCAUUUAUAAGUUGUCUGACCAGCGGAGGAUGGGUCCCCCCUCCUUAUAUGUUAGCCAUGAUAGUACAUGUGAUAUGGUAUAUAUGGUAAUAAGGUAUAUGGUGAGCCUUGCUUCCUUCUCUAGUUCUGAGAGAUUUUCAUUUUCUUUCAUUGUUCACAGAGAGUUCUUUGUUGUAUGUUUAAUGUUUUGUCUAAUUAUCUGUCUUGCUACUAUAUUUCUGUAAGUUGCUCUGCAUUAUCAUCAAUUAUAAAAAGAGCUAUAUAAAUAAAUCUGAUUUAAGAUAGGA
Messenger RNA from Astyanax mexicanus (Mexican tetra), 3408 nucleotides. RefSeq names its product regulator of G-protein signaling 9-binding protein. Lineage: Eukaryota; Metazoa; Chordata; Actinopteri; Characiformes; Acestrorhamphidae. The record is from RefSeq and is a predicted model, not a curated record. Gene Ontology annotation, biological process: G protein-coupled receptor signaling pathway. Bases 246 to 974 code for a protein of 242 amino acids. The transcript is spliced from 3 exons. Gene Ontology annotation, cellular component: neuron projection.